UCACAGUGCCCUUGUGGGCUCCCAGUGCGACUGUCAACCGGGGCGGACUGUCCUCAGUUCGAGGGGGGGGGUCUAUGGGCGAUGUCGGCAACCAACCCGACCCGUCUUGAAACACGAACCCCGUCUCGUUAACCACACUUUGAGGGUGUGACUUCAUCACCGUUCAUAUCUAUACAACCAGAGUGAUUAGGGUUUACUUGAGCACAAAGUUCUUCAUAGAUCUAUCCUCUUCGUGUUGCUCCUAAAGUGCACCACAUUGAUGCAUUUAACUUGUAAAUGUUCAACAUUUCAGGGUGAAAAUUCCAGUAUUUUUUUUGUACCGCAGAAAAAUAAAAAAAUUACAAUCUCAGUUUUUUCCAAUAUUGUGCCGCCUCAGCACACGAUAACACUGACUACAAUGAUAAAGCUUCGACCAGGCAGUACAUUAAGCAGUAUAACGCUGUUUCAUGUGAGUUGUUUGAUUUGUUUGGUGUGAGGUUGGAGUGCAAGGCCUGACCAUUAACAGUCUGCCAUCAUAGUGGUCCCAUCUGACGGGUUGGUGGUGUCAACAAAUCCUCAUCUGGGUCUCUCCUCUUUGAAAAUAAUCUCUAAAACUUUCAUUUUGAUGAAGGCAAACCGCAUCACAUUAAUGAUAAUGAACAAACUUCUGCGUAACCUUUUGUAUUCAUCAACAACGAGCACAGCUGCUAUAAAUACUAAAGAAGUGUGUUGAGUAAUAACGGAUUAGAAGUUUAUUUUACAACCACUAAAUCAAAUCUGACAUAUAGACAUGCCGAUGUCCCUUCCUCACUCCCCACCUCGCAGAAUAAUAAUCUCAUCUCACUGCAUAUGAAAAUCUAUAUGAAGUGCAUCUCUUCCUGGUCCUCUCACUGCUUACAGACAGUUGGUAUCUCGACAUAGAGCAGUGUGGUGUUGAACACGGAGACAUGAACUCGACCGGACGUCUGGACAAGUGGAACAGCGCUUUCGCAAAGAACUUCAUCACCUUCGCCCUUGGCUUCAUCAUCAACUGCAUCAACGGAGCGUUUGUCUACACCUACUUUAAGAGCCAGGUCUUCUACAGAGACCCCAGGUAUGUGCUGUACAUCCAUCUGGUGAUAAACGACAUGAUCAUGCUGACGCUUUCUGUGCUGCUGCAGAUCAUGACCUACACCAUUCCCACGAGCCUCGCUUCCUGCUGCAUCCUGCUGCUCAUCUUAGUCACUGCCAACAAGAACAGCCCUCUGAACCUGGCUGGCAUGGCAGUGAAGCGUUACAUUGCCGUUUGUCGACCUCUUCAUCACGUCCAGAUCUGCACCGUGCAGCGAGCCUACGCUCUCAUCGCACUCAUCUGGGUCGUCUCCUUCAUCCCUGCCCUCACAGAUAUCCUCAUCAUCCUCGCCACCCAGCCCCCGUCUGUCUUCUCGAGGGUCGUCGUCUGUUACCCUCUCAACGUGUACACCACGCCGUACCACAAGGCCCAGAGUGUGGUGGUCCAGAUCCUUCUGUUGUCCUUCGUCUUCCUGACUCUCAUCAUCACCUACCUGAAGGUCCUCUGCGCCGCCUGGGCAGUUUCUGGUUCUAACCAGGCCUCGGCCAGAAACGCCCGCAACACCAUCCUGCUGCACGGAGUCCAGCUCCUCAUCUGCAUGUUGACCUUCAUCUCUCCCUUCAUCAAUGUCCUUCUAGCCACCGCCUGGCCUCGUGAAAUAACCAGCAUCUUCUUCACCAGCUUCCUGUUUACCAACGUGCUUCCACGUCUGCUCAGUCCGCUCAUCUACGGCGUCAGAGACCAGAAGUUCAACACACACAUCAGGCUGCACUUCUGCUGCAAGUUCAGCAGCUCUGAAGAAAAGAGGGUGAAGCUGAGGGUGGGAGCCCGGAGAGGGUCCAAACAGGUGUUACACUGAAUGGCCUUUAUAGACUACACCUGCUACUACUACCAUGUUUAAAUAACACUGAACCACACACGCUCAUUCUGGUGUGAACUGAAAGGAUGCAUGUAGACCUACAUGAUCUUUGAAUGGGCUAAAACCUGCAGAACAGAACUGAUCUAAUGCUUUCAGGCCCACUUUUGAUGUGUAAAAGCUACAUUUGGGUCUUAAAGUCACCAGCUAUAAUAGUAAUUGUACCUAUUUAUGAACUGCAGUAGUACAAUACAAAUGUCAGUGUCCCAUAGGGCAGCUCAGGGAGCAUGAAUAAAGAAAAAAGGCCUUAAAAUUCAGUUGCUUUAGCCAUUAUUUCUCAUUAAAAACUGUUUUUAUUACUUUACCUUCAAAUAAUUCCAAACAUAUAAACAGUCUCACAAUAUAAUACUA
This is a messenger RNA of Sebastes umbrosus (honeycomb rockfish), 2297 nucleotides long. RefSeq names its product odorant receptor 131-2-like. Lineage: Eukaryota; Metazoa; Chordata; Actinopteri; Perciformes; Sebastidae. The record is from RefSeq and is a predicted model, not a curated record. Gene Ontology annotation, molecular function: G protein-coupled receptor activity. The transcript is spliced from 5 exons. Bases 927 to 1889 code for a protein of 320 amino acids. Gene Ontology annotation, biological process: G protein-coupled receptor signaling pathway. Gene Ontology annotation, cellular component: membrane.